CAGGGGAACUGGCAGCUAAUCCUCAGGAGCUUACACAAUUCUUACUUCUUCUCAUAAGAGGUUUUUACCAAUGCAAGGGAUUCUCCGAAAACAACACAAACCCUUCCUCUCCAUCCACCAGAGUGAGAAAACAAAAGGUAGAGAGGGAAAAACGUUCUCUCUCACUUGCUUGCACUAAUCCCUUUGUUGUGGAGUAUUGAGGGGCCAGGGCUCUUGGCUGACUGGCCAUCCCUGUGUAAUGGGGGCUAAUUCGGGUAAAGGGUGCCCAGCCAGCCCUCCUGCUGGCCAUCCUCCACUAGAUUAGGCGGGGCGGGUACAUUUUUAAGGCCUCCCUCAGCCCAAACACAUUCUCCCUCUCGUUGCUUCUAGCCUCGCUCUCUCUCUAACUCUCUUUCUCUGUCUGUCUUUCUCAAUCCUAUUUUCCCUGCCUGAUAAAACUUCUCUCUUUCUCUCUGUCUUUCUUGAACUCUUCGCUGCACUCUCUCCUUCUCUUUCAUUUCCUGUCCUCCUUGUCGUCUCUCCAUCCAGCCCUAAGUCAGUGGCAGGGGUCCCAGCAGGGAGAUGGGGGUCCCAGGUGGGACCAUGCGGUUCUGGAGCCAUGCUGUCCCCACAUUGCUCCUUCUACCCCUGUGUCUGCUGGGGAGGAUCGUGGAGGGCCAGGCCCCAGAACAGGGCAAGGAGAGGGGCUACCUGCAAGAGGCCAUCAGGGCUCUACAACUUGGGUCUCAGACCCAGCUCCAGAGGGACCAGACAGGGUUCCUACUCUCCACUGUCCUCCAGGCUGUGCACUGUGCAGAACGGAUUGGGGGAUCACAGGAGCUCUGUGACAAGUGCCUCACUCCAGACCUUGUCCUCUCUGUCCUGGAGGAUGAUAGGAAGGCUUACCUCACCGAGGAUGACUACCAUAGAGUCUCCACCGUUUUGCUCUACUACAUGAUCAACAUGGAACACCUGUGUGCCACCAACCCCUCCCCUUCCUCCUUUUCCUCCUCCUCCUUGUCACCUAGCUACCAGUACUACCUUCUGGCCCUGACCAACCUCCAACCUACAGAAGAAAGAGGCUUCCUCUCCUCCAAUGAGAUAGAGAGCAUUCUGCAGCUCAUCAACCAGAACUAUCAACCACCUGCUCCAGAGACAUCUGGCUCCUCCCAAUCACAGUGUAUCGAUGCCUCCCGUCUACUGGAUGAGUUGGGGAUCACAGAUAGCCAAGGUGCUGAUCCAUCCUUAGUGGCCACACUGUCUGCAGCCAUCAUCACCCACACCCUGCAGGGCCACUGUUUCAGCAAGAGGAACCUGCCCUCCCCUGCCUUCUUUACAGAUUACAUCUUCCAGUCCCUCAACCGCACCAGCAACCUACAUGUCAGGGAUUUGGAGGAGCUGCUGCACCAGCUUGGUGUGGGAGGUGGUGGUGGAGGGGCCUAUCACUCACACUGCAGAGAGAAGCGGAGCAUCACAGGCCCCUCCCAUAUAGGGUGUGUCCAUGAGCCUUUGGGGAUCAACACAGACUGGACACAGGUAUGCUACUCAGCCAAUCAGCUGGUGGAUAUUUUUGUUCUGGAUCCGCAUUUGCAUAUUUCCCGGGAUCACUUCAGACAAAUCUGCCCAGCUGUUAUCCAGCAGUUGCUAGGGAAUGCCUGUGAGUCCACAGAGCCAGCUACACGAGGAUCUCCACCCAGUGCCAUUGAGAAAUAUGGCUACAGUACGGCUGCUGUGUUACUCAUCACCGUGGGCUCCAUGUUGGGCAUCUGCCUGAUCUUCUUCAACUCCUGCCAGGAGACCUACGCCCUCAUCCUGCAGCUCUUUGUGGGCCUGGCCGUGGGAACCCUCUCAGGGGACGCCCUCCUGCACCUCAUACCACAGAUCCUUGGCCUCCAUGACGACAGUCACCAUUACGAUCAUCACUUUACUGAGGGAAAGGAAUAUCUGUGGAAGAUUUUGGGAAUCAUCGCUGGAAUCUACGGCUUUUUCCUCAUCGAAAGGAUCUUCUCCCUUGUGAUGCCAUCACAUGGCCAUGGUCACGGGGGCCUGGGCAAUUCCCAUGACCUCCCCCUGGAGCUCAACUGCAACGGCCAGUCACAGAGGGGCAUGUCUAUCUCAACCAUGCAGCUGGGAACUGUGGAGGACUUAGAAUGCACAGAAAUCCCAUCAGAGGAGGCUGAACCAAGAACCCCUACGCAUCAGACGAGACAGGGUAUUCCUGUACUGGCUGUGAUGGUAAUCGUGGGAGACAGCCUCCAUAACUUUGCUGACGGCCUGGUGGUGGGGGCGGCCUUCUCCUCGUCCACCGAGACAGGCAUGGCGACCACCGUGGCCAUCCUCUGCCAUGAAAUCCCUCAUGAAAUGGGUGACUUUGCGGUGUUGCUAAGCUCAGGUCUCUCUGUGAGGAAUGCAGUGAUGAUGAACCUCCUCAGUGCUCUGACGGCCUUCAUCGGCCUCUACAUCGGCCUCUUCGUCUCCUCGGAACCAGAGGUCCAGCAGUGGAUCUUCACCGUUACCGCGGGGAUCUUCCUCUACCUGUCGCUGGUAGAGAUGCUCCCAGAGAUGAGUCGUGUGAAGACCAACAGGCCCUGUAUCAUGUUCCUCCUGCAGAACCUUGGCCUCCUAAUGGGCUGGGCCUGUCUUCUGCUCCUUGCACUGUUUGAGCACAAACUUAAGUUUUGAUGACAGGACACACACACACAUCCUACUAUGGUAUCUGCCAUGCAAAUGUGUAAUUGAUGGCAAUGUUGACGGUACUUUGUGGUCUUGCUUUUUUGUUGUCAUUUUGACAUCUUGUUUAUUGAUUACUGCAUUAUUUACUGACACACCAUAUGAAGACAGUGAACAGCACAUUUAAAAUGUCAUAAGCAAGAAACAUUUCAUAAGUGACCGGAUAAUAGAGUGACGUGAAUAGUAGCAGUGACGAUGUGAAUCAAAUGUCAUUUUAGAUCCAGUGGUUACGCAUAAUGUGUUAGAGCUGGAUGAAUCCACUUUUGUAUGAAUCAGAUGCCUAAAUGUGAUCUUUAGGACAUGAACACAUCUUCUGUGUGAUGAUUUAUUUUUGUAUGACGUACUGUGUAACAUAGGGCACAUAGCUAGCUUGCAGUCUGUCUGUCACAUCUAUGUCUGGACAUGAUAGUGUCAGAUGUCUAGUCUACAGUGCCAGACGAGAUCUUUAUAUACAGAUACCUUGCUUGUAUGUGUAUAUUUGCCAUGAAAUACAGUGUCUUCAGAAAGUAUUCAGACUUUUUCCCACAUUUUGUUAGUUUACAGUCUUAUUCUAUAAUUUUGUCAGAUGUUACUAUGGAAUACUGAAGUAUAAUUACAAGCA
Messenger RNA from Oncorhynchus keta (chum salmon), 3310 nucleotides. Its product is annotated as zinc transporter ZIP12-like. The transcript has 13 exons. Gene Ontology annotation, biological process: zinc ion import across plasma membrane; intracellular zinc ion homeostasis. NCBI's taxonomy places the organism in Eukaryota, Metazoa, Chordata, Actinopteri, Salmoniformes, Salmonidae. Gene Ontology annotation, molecular function: zinc ion transmembrane transporter activity. The record is from RefSeq and is a predicted model, not a curated record. Bases 562 to 2661 code for a protein of 699 amino acids. Gene Ontology annotation, cellular component: membrane.